Molecule: messenger RNA, 1690 nt
Organism: Alnus glutinosa
Lineage: Eukaryota; Viridiplantae; Streptophyta; Magnoliopsida; Fagales; Betulaceae
Product: protein LAZY 1
Exons: 5
Coding region: 328-1461 (377 amino acids)
Biological process (GO): gravitropism; regulation of auxin polar transport
Source: RefSeq, a predicted model, not a curated record
UACGCACAAUAUAGAUUGCAUCAGCAAUCUGUGGGUCUCCAAAAACCACUCUUCAAUUUGUCCACAUGAUUUGAUCUUGAAAUGAACAGCCAACAACAAUCUUGUAUCUUUCUGAAUGUUUCUCUCUACUCACAUCGAUCUCGGAGCCUUCUAGCAGAAUUCCAACUAGUUAACAAUCUUAAUGAACAGAUCCUCAUUCUUUUGCUCUUAUUCAAUCCUAAGUUCUCCAUUUAAAGCACAAUCUCCCUUGCAAUCUAAGUUUACUUCUAUUUCUGUCUCCUACAACAUCCUGGAGAUCUAAGAUCAAACCCUUGAAAGAGAUACAAAAUGAAGUUACUGGACUGGAUGCACCGUAAAUUUCGGGAUAGUAGCAUUGAGCCUUUCAAGGAUUUCAUUAUUGGAAACCCUUGCAUAUGUCUUUCAGCAUCACCAUCACUUGACGACCAAGACUCCUAUACAAAGUCAUAUGGAUCCAGAUCCUCAAAGAAACCCAAACAGGAAUGGGAAAAAUCUUUUUCUGACACUGGUGCCAAGAGAGAGGAAGAAAACUUAGAAGAAGAAACAUCUACUGUCAUCUCUGAGCUCUUCCAUGGAUUUCUCACCAUUGGAACUCUCGGUCUGGAGCCAAUCAUCAAUGAGCCAGCAACACCUACGUUUGCCAUGCCUCUGGAGAGCAUAACUGAGAGCAAAUCAGAGCUAACAGAGAAUGACUUGAAGGUCAUCAACUAUGAGCUGGAGAAGUUCCUUGAGGCUGAAACUAAAGAAUGGUGCAAUGAAUCAUCUGGAAGGAGCAGUCAUGCUAGCACUAUUACACUCAGUGGCAAGCAAACAGAUGAGGCCGAAAACGAAGAUUAUGAGAAGAUUUUGGUAUGUCCACUCCAAGGAUAUCUAUUUGGCUCUUCGAUUGAACUGCCAGAAACAAGAAAAGAAGUAAAGAAAGAGAAGGUAUCACUUGAGGAGCUGUUUCAUAGGACAAAAACAACAAAUGAGACAAACACAGAGAAAAGUGAGAGAGGGGAGAUGCAAGCCAAGAAAACACAUAAGCCUGCUAUGCAUCUCAUGAAGAAGAUGCUAAAAAAGCUCCAUGCUUCUUCAAAGAGCUCUACCCCUUCAGGUGGUGGUGAUGCAGCUGACUCUGUUUCAAUCAAGAAGAAACUCUCCAAGGUCAUACGUAUUUUCCAAAAAAAAAUCCAUCCUGAAAGCUCUAUAGCUGGAAGAGAAUUUGUUGAUUCCCAUGAAUAUAAAGUCAAGAAUGCUCCCAAUGGCAGUUACAAUAAUGGAGACCAGAUGCCCCUGGAUGAAGACAAUGAUGGGUUUACUCUAGGGUCCAUGUCAAAUAUGAGGAUCCCGUGUUGUAAGACCAACUUGAACCCACCCCAAGACGGGCUGCAUGGAAGUAAUUUAAGUGCGAAAGAGCAUUGGAUCAAGACAGAUGCGGACUACUUGGUGUUGGAGCUUUAGCGACUGAAUCCGAAAUAAGACGAUAAUGUCAUCGUCCUCUACGAGUAAAAAUUGUAAUGUAGUGUUUGGUAAUGCUUAUUGCUAUGUUGUGAGUGAUAAAGUGUCGAUGGACUCAAAAGAAAGUGAAGAGUCAAGAGGGGUCUCUCCUCUUAUCUUCCUCAGUGUGAUAAUAACCAUGUGACUAAGUUUCAUGUAAGCCUCCUAAUAAAGUUAUUUUGAUUACCUAAAA